UUAAAUGGGAACCUUAAAGUCGUUUAUCAUAUAGGUUCAAACUAAUUAUUAUUUCUUAUAUUGAAUAAUUUUUGUACACUUGAUGACUGUUCAUAAACAAUAUAAUUUUUACGGAAUUUUGGGAAGAGUAUAAAUUGCAAAGAAUUUUUAGGCAAGAUAUCAUAAUCUUUCAUUCACUGUUCAAAAUGUCUAUCACUGUUUCUAAAACCUCUAAAAACGCUCCAUUAAUUCUUCAUAAUGGUUUUUCAUAUACUGUCGAUCGAAAGAAUGAAGAAAAGAUUUAUUGGAAAUGUGAAUUUCAAAAAAUAUGUUCAUCUUCAUACAGAUUUAAAUAAUGUUAUCAUUAAAGUGGUUGUUGGACACGAAUUUAUGUCAGAGUCUACUUUGUUUUAAAUAAAUAAAUAAAAUUCUCGUACUGGUUCUGAAUAUCAGUCUUAUAAGUCCCUACGAGCAAAUGUCCCCCAAGGAUCUGUCCGGGCGAGCAUUAGUCCUAGCGAGUAUCAGUCCAUGUGAGCAACUUGUCAUACGAGCAUCUGUCCGCGAGCAAAUGUCCUCGCGAGCAAUUGUCCGUUUGCCGAUGUAACUUGUAGGACAAGACGAAUUGUCUUACACUAGACACUUGGGAGUUAGUGCAAAUUUAGAUAAGAUAUAGUGAAUGACAACGCUUGACAAGUGGUUUUCAUCCUGCUCCAACAUCAUACAAUCUGCACAUUAUCUUUUUUACAGUAGAUAAAAUAAACUUUUGCCUUCAUCUCACCAGUUACGAUCAAGAAAAGAUAACUUUUUAAACAAUUGGUUUUAUCCGAUAAAAGAUAAAGUCAACCGAGUAUUAUUUGCGUUUUAAUCACGAACAGAGUAGAAAACUAAUCUGUAUUUCACAUCACAUUGUUUUUUAUCCUUGAUGUUCACUUUUUCACUCGUUGCUUUUUUCUUAACGAACUGUAUGAUAGUUUAUCGAAGAGAAUAAACAUUUGAUUAGGAUAGAAAGAAGAAGAAUCCAUAGCAAAUAUAUGUUCAGACACAUUACAUGCAUGUGAAUAAUAAUCAAACAGGAGAUAUCAAGAUAAAAGCUUUUUUAUUUUAUCCAUAUAUAAAGCGAGAAUAUUAACCGUUGCAUCUAUUAUUUAUUUGAAUCUAUCAUUUGAACACACAUCCGAGAGAGUAUACAUGAAUCUAACUGAUAAUCAGCCUUAUACAGCAGCGGGUGACCUUCUAACUUAUCAAUCGCAAGAACGUCCAACAAAGUCAUGUCUGUUGUAUCCAAAUCCAUCAAAUAGUGCAGAAUAUUUAUCUGCAACCUAUGCCCAAGUGUAUCAAUUUACAACUCGUUUAUCACGAAGAUUUUUAUCGCAGUAUUUUAAUGAUAAUCCACCAUCAACAUCCACUGUUAUUUGUAUCUUAUCAAAUUGUACUACAGAAUGUUUCUUGACGAUUUAUGCAUUAUUAAAACUACCUAAUGUAAUUAUAUUUUUAUUGAGUACACGAAAUUCUAAAACAGCUAUUGAAUAUUUAAUCAAUGAAACUCAAGCCAAAUAUGUUUUUACAACAAAAGAUUAUUUAAAAACUUUGCCAUUAAUAGCAACAUUGAAAAUAAUUGAAUUUGACAACGAUGUACAUAUCGACGAAUUACAAGAGUUAGCAACAGUCGGUGAUAAAGAAAAUUUAAGAUCUCAACAGCUAGAUGAAAUACAAAUGAUAUUUCACAGUUCUGGUAGUACAGCAUAUCCAAAGCCAGUACGAUUAACAAAUCGUUAUUUCUUCAAUAUGUACUAUUUUACAUCAAGUGUCAACAAGGACUGGUAUACAGAAAAUGAUGUUGUACUUGCAUGGGGUGCUUUAUACCAUAUAUUCGCGUUCUGGACAUCGGUAACUGUUUGGCAAGUAGGUGGCUGUUAUGCACUUCCAUUAACAAAAGUUUAUCCUCCAACACCGAAAGAAUUGGUUUUAAAUAUUAACCAACAAAUAACAAAAAUGAUAACAGUACCAGUCUUAUUAGAGCAAUUAGUCAAUGAAAUAAAUUCACAAUCAAAACCUAAUUUUGAAUCAUUAAAAAAAAUGAUCUUCGUUAUGUACGGUGGAGCAUCGUGCCCAGAUAAUGUAUGUCAAAUGUUAGUCGAUAAUGGUGUUCAUUUGAUAAGUAUUUAUGGAUCAACAGAAACGGGUAUCAGCUUAAUUCGAAAUUUUUCACUGCCAAGUAAACAAUGGAAAUGGAUGUCAAUACUGCCUAUUCGUAAACCCUUUGUACGUCUUGUUGGCAAUGAUAAUGAAAAAGAAUUAAUACAUUUACCAAAUGAUCCAUUUCUUACCGUCAAAAUCUCCAAUCGUCCUGAUGGUUCAUAUUCAACGGGUGAUAUUCUCAUCGAAGAUCCACCUGGAUCUGGAUAUUAUCUAGUGUUAGGACGGAAAGAUGAUACACUUGUCCAUAUAAACGGUGAAAAAACCAAUCCUAAACCAAUUGAGAAUUUAAUGAAUUCAAAUAUGUUAGUAAAGAAAUGUGUAGUCAUUGGUCAUCAGCGUAUUUGUAAUUGUCUAUUAAUUGAAUUAAAUUGGUCACAAGUGGGUGAUUAUGAUUUUCAAGAAAUCGAACAACAGUUAUGGUUUACGUGUGAACAAGCGAAUCAAUUCGUACCAAGUCAUUCACGAAUCAUGAAAGAAAUGAUGAAAAUUCUUCCUAUGAAUAAACAUUUACCAGUGACAGACAAAGGAAAUAUUAUGCGAAACAAAGCGGUAGUAGAAUUUCAAACAAUAACAGACAAAAUGUAUCAAAAAUUCUUAAAUAUUAAUGAUGCUAAUAAUCAUUCUCACCUGUUCCAACAAUGGACGUAUGAAACAUUAAAAACAUAUUUGAAAUCGAAUAUACAACAUUUCAAUGAAAUUGAUAGUUAUCAGUCUUUAUUUGAUAAUUAUGGUUUUGACUCAUUAAGCGCUCUUCAACUCAGACAUCAAAUAUGUAAAGAUAUCGUAGAAGUAGAACAGAAUUUUCUCUAUGAAUAUUCAUCGAUUGAUAAAAUAGUAAGAGAAUUGUUAGUGAAGUUGGAAGGAAGUUACAAUAAACAGAAUAAAGGCGAUGAUCCAUAUCAUUGCAAAUGGAUGGAACACAUAAUAGAAGAAUAUGAGAAAAUAAUUCAACAAGAACCACCAUCGAGUGGAGAAAACACAGAAGCGAUAAUGAAACGUGUCUUUCUUAUCACUGGUGCCAAUGGAUCGCUUGGUAGUUGGAUUGUGCAUGAUUUAUUGAAACAAUCAUCGGUUGAUAAAGUUUAUUGUUUACUACGUGGUACAGAUGUCAGACGAUUUUAUCAAACAUUUGAACAACGUUAUGAUGAACAAAUUCUUCGUGAUAAUAAACAACGUUUUCAUAUUUUAAUAUCGAUGGAUUUGUCGCAAGAACAUUUAGGUCAAACAUCUCAGAUAUUUGAAGAAUUGCAACACAAUGUCACAGAUAUUAUUCAUUCGGCAUGGAAAAUGAAUUUUAAUUUCAAUGUACAAGAUUUCGAAUACGAUUGUAUUCGUGGUGUUUACAAUCUGUUAAAAUUGGCUAAAACAACAUCAUCUAAACGAUUUCAUUUUAUCUCAAGUAUAGCUUCAGCUGGAAAUUCAAAAAACGAUGUAAGAGAAGAACCAUUGCCAAGACAAUCAGAUUUACCAUUGUUAGGACAAGGAUAUGGACAAUCAAAAUACAUUGGAGAACAUCUAUGUUGGAUUGCGAUGAAACAAUGGGGUAUACUGGUCGAUGUUUAUCGUGUCGGACAAAUAUCCGGUGAUACUGAGUAUGGUAUUUGGAAUACAUCAGAAAUGAUUCCCUUGAUUAUUUGUGGUGGCGGAGGUCAAUUAGGUCAAAUGCCCGAUAGUGGUCAGCCCAUUUCAUGGAUUCCAGUCAAUAUUGUGAGUAAUUGUAUCGUCGAUAUUGCAUUGCAAUCCUAUUCUCAUGAUAAAAAUGUUCAUCAUUUAUUAAAUCCUCAUACAAUUGAAUGGUCACAAUUCUUAAAUGAACUUAGUCAAAUCGGUUUAAAAUUUCAAAUUAUUUCAAUGGAAAAAUGGUUGCAAAUAAUAUUACAAAAUACGUCGACAGAUAAUCCCUUAAUGAAAAUAUCAUCAUAUUUGGAAUCAUCGUCGAACAUUAGAAUGGCUCACUAUGAAACAAAAAAAACAACUGAUCGAACAAAAUAUUUUAAACAAUGUCCACAAAUCGAUCAAAAAUUAAUACGAAAAUAUUUGAAUUAUUGGAAUAAAAUUGGAUUUUUGAAAAAUGGUUAUGAACCAUCAGAACAAUAA
Didymodactylos carnosus is the source of this 4275-nucleotide messenger RNA. Lineage: Eukaryota; Metazoa; Rotifera; Eurotatoria; Philodinida; Philodinidae. The record is from the annotation of a GenBank genome assembly.